Molecule: messenger RNA, 4580 nt
Organism: Ostrinia furnacalis (Asian corn borer)
Lineage: Eukaryota; Metazoa; Arthropoda; Insecta; Lepidoptera; Crambidae
Gene: HDAC1
Product: histone deacetylase 1
Exons: 11
Coding region: 139-1590 (483 amino acids)
Biological process (GO): heterochromatin formation
Cellular component (GO): NuRD complex
Molecular function (GO): histone deacetylase activity
Source: RefSeq, a predicted model, not a curated record
ACACAAAGUGAAUGAACGAUAAACGCGUGUGAAAUCCAACUUUUCGUGGUGGGCUGUUUCUGAAAUUUUUUAAAUAUAAUCUCAUAAACAUUUUGUUUCUAUUUCGUUAUCAGUGUAUGUAAAGUAGUGACAAUCACGAUGGCAAUGCAACCACAUAGCAAGAAAAGAGUGUGCUAUUAUUACGACAGCGAUAUCGGAAAUUACUAUUAUGGGCAGGGCCACCCCAUGAAACCACACCGCAUACGUAUGACCCAUAAUUUAUUGCUUAAUUAUGGCCUCUACAGAAAAAUGGAGAUUUAUAGACCCCAUAAGGCAACAGCUGAUGAGAUGACGAAGUUCCACUCUGAUGAUUACAUUAGGUUUCUUCGCUCCAUCAGACCUGACAACAUGUCCGAGUAUAACAAACAGAUGCAGAGGUUCAAUGUUGGUGAGGAUUGUCCAGUAUUUGACGGGCUAUACGAGUUUUGUCAAUUAUCUGCUGGGGGUUCAGUCGCUGCAGCCGUAAAAUUAAAUAAGCAGGCAUCAGAAAUCUGCAUCAACUGGGGCGGUGGUCUCCACCACGCCAAGAAGUCAGAAGCGUCAGGCUUUUGUUACGUGAACGACAUCGUUCUGGGAAUCCUGGAGUUGCUAAAAUACCACCAGAGGGUCCUGUACAUUGAUAUCGACGUGCAUCACGGCGAUGGAGUUGAGGAAGCGUUUUAUACUACAGACAGAGUGAUGACUGUAUCAUUCCACAAAUAUGGAGAAUACUUCCCUGGAACUGGUGACCUGCGAGACAUCGGCGCCGGCAAAGGCAAAUACUACGCUGUGAACAUUCCUCUUCGCGAUGGAAUGGACGAUGAGUCCUAUGAGUCUAUUUUCGUUCCCAUCAUAUCCAAAGUCAUGGAAACCUUCCAGCCUAGUGCCGUGGUCCUGCAGUGCGGUGCUGAUUCUCUUACAGGUGACCGAUUGGGAUGCUUCAACUUGACAGUACGCGGCCACGGCCGAUGCGUGGAAUUGGUGAAACGAUUUGGCCUGCCAUUCCUGCUUGUAGGAGGCGGAGGGUACACCAUCCGCAACGUGUCCCGCUGCUGGACGUACGAGACGUCAGUGGCUUUAGGCGUAGAGAUCGCUAACGAGCUGCCCUACAACGACUACUUUGAGUACUUCGGGCCCGACUUCAAGCUGCACAUCUCGCCCAGCAACAUGUCCAACCAGAACACGCCCGAGUACCUCGACAAGAUCAAGACCAGACUGUUCGAGAACCUCAGGAUGCUGCCGCACGCGCCCGGCGUACAGGUACAAGCUAUCCCUGAAGAUGCAGCCAAUGAUGAAUCUGAAGAUGAGGACAAAGUUGACAAAGAUGAAAGACUACCACAAAGCGAAAAGGACAAGCGUAUCACGGGCGACGGCGAGCUGUCAGACUCGGAGGACGAGGGCGAGGGCCGGCGCGACAGCCGCUCGUACCGCGCGCCGCAGCGCAAGCGCCCGCGCCUCGACAAGGAGCCCGCGCAGCUCAAAGAUGAACUUAAAACUGAAGACUCAAAGGACGACGUGAAGAACGUGAGCAGCGUGGAGGAACCAAAGAAGGAGACCGCGCCCAAUCCCUGAUGCGGGCGCUGAACGCUGCGCGCGCGCCCCCGACGUAAGCACGCGCCGACAAACAAUUAGGCCUGGUUCAGCAAGGCUACUCCGAAACGCUGUUUACGUAGUUUAGGGUCUAUCUGUCACCGUCGCUCAUGCUGGCAUCUCGCUUUGCGUGAGAGGGAUGGCAACAUUUGAAACUUUGGAUAACGUUUUGAGGAGUAACGCGAUAACCGCGCGGUUUUUGGGUGAUUCUCACUGGCGAGGCACCGCCUCUGCGGUUACAGUUGGAUACAGAUGUACGAGAAUUACCCAGCGACCGCGCGAUUAUCAUAACUAGGGCCAUUAACUUCGACUAGUGACGCUAAAGAUAUUUCAUUGAAAUAAACAAAUAUAGUCACGCAUGUAUCAAUCGAGUUGCAUGGCGUCACUAGUCGGACUAACACUUUGACGGUAGCGUAAUCUUAGUCGGGGACCCAACGAUGCGUUUCGAGAAUGACAUCUCGGUGGUAAUUUUGCCAUUUUCCAAUAAUAGUGUGGAGGUGACCAUUUUAAUUUAAACAUCUAUUCUAUUGCUAUUAGAAAUAGCAAAAUUAGGUGCAUUGGAAAUUCUGUUGUACCAACUUGUAAACUAAAAUUACUUAAAAAAAAGCCUCUCUUUCUCCUGAAAUACAGACUUUUUUACUUCAACAUUCGAAUUCGAAGCAAACUGACUGUGGCCAUAUUUAAUAAAAUAAAGUAAAUCACUUAGUACCAAUACUACCAAUUAAGAAGAAGAAUCUCCUUUCAUAAAAAGAGAAAAAGAUAGGUUUUCAGUUUAGUUUCUGGAAUAGCAGAAUUACAGAAUAUACACCGUGUUAUGGUCUUCUCGGUGAUCAGAACUGUGCGUUUUUAGUACCUAUUUAUAUACGUUAAAUUUAAAGAAUGUGGAGCACAACAGUUUAAAAGUUCUUAUUAAUAAGGUCAAUGAUAUUGUGCAGGUCAGAUAUUGAUGUUGUUUAAGUAUUUAAACUUUGAAACAGCUUAGUUUGCCUCUACCUUAUUGAUAAUUAGUUUGUUUAGUGAUCUCCAUAUUUGCUAUACACCAAGACUAUGUUUGGAUUUGUUAGAAUUAAUUAUUUUACCGUAAAUGACGUUAACAGCUAGGUUAAGUUAAAAUUAAGUCAGUUAAAUCAAUGUGAAUGUAACGGAAACGAUAUUUUUAAUUUUCUUUUAUAUGUAUACGUGUAACUUCAAAUACGCAAAACGUGAAAUUAGUUUGUUCAGAAUUAAUUACAAAUCUUUAGUCACAAUUUUGAUUAUUUGGGGUUAUGUGUUGUACGAGGUAAAUUAUUCUGUUAACUAAUCUGUUACAUUUACAUAUUUUUCUAAUGAAUUGAAUACUUAGUAUUAAGUAUACCUAAAGCAUAAAAGCCCAUUCGAAUUUGUAAUUAUUCUAAUAGUUCGAACGGAUUUUUAAGAUGAUUUUUUAUGAAUAACCAAUUUAUGGGAUGAAAUAAAUUUAAAUGUUCCUUCAUUCUUCAAAAAGACAAUUCAGUUUUAUUUUUAUUUCAUCUCAUAUUGAAAGACGUCAGAAUCAAUAUAAAUGAUGAUUGAUGAUGCAAUAAAUAUUGAAAACUAUUUUUAUAUAUUUCUUAGAAUCGCUAUAAGUAAACAAAACUGUAAAUGUUUCGCAUUUAAUUUAGUUUAAACGAACCUCAAAUCAAGAGUGGUUGACUUUUUCGUAGACACAACCAUUGAUACAAUCUCUCUUGACUUUCUAUUCUGCUAGAUUGUUAACAUUAGAUAGGUAGGUUUCAUUAUUUAUAGUAAAAUUAAGGCUAUCAUUUGACUGAUUUUCCUAAAAGAAACCCUUUAAUUUUAUUUCAUGAUAAUGAAGUAGAACUAUAAAAACAGGUGGUUUAUUUGGAUCGAAGUUAGUCCAAAUUCAUUUAUUUUUAAUUAAUUGCACUCGCAAAUAUUUCCCAAGGAAUUCAUGAGUCGCCGGAGAUCUUCCGCGCAUUCUCCACUUGCAUUUCAAAACCUUUUAUUUAAUGUUGUGAAAAAAGUAUUAAGUUUAUUUUUAUAAAGGGAUUUCUAAUCGCACCACCUGCCAUUGCCGUUUCGUGUCAUUAGGAAUGUUUUAUAGUUCCGCCUUUCAGGAACUGCGAGUUAAGGUGAGUAUAGACUAGAGCAUUUCUAUGUAAUGUAACGUUCUCACGAAUGGUACAAUAGAGGUAAAAUGUAUGACGUUUGGUUCGUGACAGGGUGAUACACUAGACAUUUCAUACAUCGGCUCGUUAUGUUGCAAGCAAAUGUUCAGUCUAUACUCACCUUUAUAGAGUUCCAGUUUGAAUUGAGUCAUCAUCUACUAUGAAUAUAAAACGCCGUUUGUGCGCUUUAUAGCUAAAAACUUUUUAUGUAAGGGAAUGUCACAGCUAGGUGGGCGAUAUAUUCGCCGCUUACACAAAAAAGGGAUCUCAAUUUUAUUGUUCUCCUCUUUCUAUGUAAUAUUUCCUACUAAGAAUUAGUACCCUGAUUCUUAUUUUAAAUGUACGGACAACAAAUCGGAACACUUGUUUUUUUUUUUGUUAAUAAAAUCAUAAUUUAAAUAUUAUGUUUCUCUUUUCAUUUAUCUACUUAUGAUCCCAAUUUCUCGUGUUCUCAAUCCCCCGGCAUACGCUAUGACGACAUUGUCAUAAAAUGACCGUUGUAAAUGAUGACUUCAAUCGAAACUGGAGAUAUUGUUUAUAAUAAAUAUGUAUAAUAACUUGGCAUUAUUUUAUUAAUUCUAAAACAAAGUACAUAACAAACAUUUCAGUAUAGAUUCAACUCGGCUUCAGAAUUCGAUUAGUUUGUUGUAUUUGUAAAACAAGAGUAAUCUCAUACAUCAAAUUAAUGUUUUAAACUUCUUGCGAAACUAUUUGUUUAAUUGAAACUUGCAUUCAACCAAACAAUGUCAUUUCUGAAAGAACUUGUCCUCGUAGCCCAAGUUGUGUAAAUAUUUAUUUGUUAAAAUAUAUCAGGAUAUGCCACAA